GCUUGAGUCGGUAAGGGGAACGCGGUGUUGGUUGUUUUCUUGGCCAUUGCAUGUGUUUGAUUAUGAGAAGUGCGCUGUUUUAAUGUGUUUUAGAGACGGCGAUUGGUUUGAAGAGCACUUCUGCCUUGACCCUACAAGUCGCGCUGCAAUGUCUGUUUAGUAUCGUCACAUAAAUCGGGCAUAGAUAUCGGAGAAGCUGUGAGAACCUGACGCAGUGCUGGAUCACUGUUUUGUAACGGCGUUUGCUGUGAAAGAUUCCAUUGGCUUUUUAUAAAACGUUGAUGUCUGCGAUUGGGCCUGUGCACUAGGGGUGGAGGACUGGCUUUCGGUGGUGGUACUUCCUCACAAGUGUGUUGUGACUAUCUCACUGUGGGUGUGUGUAAACAGUGAAGUGCAGUGAUUCACCUAUGAGUGUGGCCUUUUGCUCUGUUUUCCUGUACUGAAACACAGGAUGCAUAAACAGCAGAUUACCUAUCAUCCACCCACUUAUCAUCUACUUAUCAUCCACUGUUGGUGAUGAAUUGGCGAGCGAAUUCAAAAAGCAAAAAUAAAUUCUGUAGAAGAAAAAGAAAUCUUCUGAAGCUUUGCUUGCUUCAAUGUCAAGAUUAAGAAGGAUGUCCAGCUAAAGAGAUUACAGCUGUAGGACAAGCAAUGAAUUAAAGACAGAAACAAAAGAAGAGAGAAUCAGGAAGAAGGAUCAUAAUCUGCCAAAGACCAAAGACAGGUUAAGACUUUAAAGCAGGCCAAAGAGGAAAAUAUGCAAGAUGGAGAUUGAGGAGAAAAGGUGAAGGACCAACCAAUGCUGAAAUGAAACCUGAACCAGGAUCUACACCUCAGUGGAUGCACCAUCAGUCUUUGACCUCAUGGUGGAAAACCUAGACGUAGGGGAGAUGGGCUGUCUGUACAGAAUUUGUGAAAAGACUUUGGGUUGAGACAAGCUCAGCAAACACUUCGAGAUCUUCUCAAGGAGAAACCAUAAAAUGCCAGCAAACAUGAGCAGCAGCAGCAGCUGUAACAGUACAUUUUCAAAGGACUUGUUACCUCCCAUCUACGGUGUGGAGAUGUGUGUGGCACUGGUAGGAAACAUACUGGCACUGUGGCUGCUUGUGACUAAGGAGAGAAAGAACUGGCACACAGGAGUGGUGUUUUCCUGCAACCUGAUCAUCAGUGACAUCCUUUACGCCCUCACACUCCCACUUCUCAUCGUCUACUAUUCAAGAGGACGGGACUGGGGAUUUGGUGAAGCUCUCUGCAAAAUAGAGCGUUUUCUCUUCACCUGUAACCUCUAUGUCAGCAUUUACUUCAUCAUGUGCAUCAGUGCUAAUAGAUACCUGGCCAUAGUUCAUCCCUUUUUCACACGCAGCUAUGUAAAACCGAAACAUGCCAAGAUUGUCAGUUUGUUUAUGUGGAUCUUGGUGGCAGGCUUGUCAUCUCCGAUCCUCUACUAUUCAGGUUUAAAAAAAAAAAGAUGUGCCUUAUUCGCAGAUUCAGAACAUGGACAUAAAAAGUUAAUAUACAGGUUGUUUAUGGCUGUUAUAGGCUGCCUGAUCCCAUUUUUGGUUACGUUUGCAUCCUAUUUUGGUGUAAUAUGGGUGGUUUUCAAAAAUAACAACAUCACAUUGCUGGAGAAGAAAAAAGUGUCUCUUAUGGUGGCUUUAGUCUGCAUCCUGUACUCUGUGUCUUUUGUACCUUAUCACAUUUUGCAAAUAUGGCACUUUAAACUGAAGCAUUUAAAAGUGACUAAUUCUUAUGUGUGUAAUGGAUACCAAGUCUCAAAGGCGUUAGCCUGCGUGAACAUGUGCCUCCAUCCCAUCCUGUACAUGGCUGUGUUUGACAGUAUCAGGACAGUGUGCUGCAGAAGGAGCUCAACUGACUCUACUUAAUCUACUUUUUUUUUUUUUUUUUGUUAACAUCUGCUAGUUCUACUCUACCCAGUGCCUGGUCUCAUUGCAAGUA
Messenger RNA from Tachysurus vachellii, 1956 nucleotides. Its product is annotated as P2Y purinoceptor 11-like. NCBI's taxonomy places the organism in Eukaryota, Metazoa, Chordata, Actinopteri, Siluriformes, Bagridae. Gene Ontology annotation, biological process: cellular response to ATP; G protein-coupled receptor signaling pathway; calcium-mediated signaling. Gene Ontology annotation, cellular component: plasma membrane. The record is from RefSeq and is a predicted model, not a curated record. Gene Ontology annotation, molecular function: G protein-coupled ATP receptor activity; neurotransmitter receptor activity. The transcript is spliced from 5 exons. The coding region runs from base 981 to 1883 and encodes 300 amino acids.